AGAUGAGAGAGAAAUGGAUAAAAGAAGGUUAGUGUGAGCACUUCGUGGCAUUUGCAAAGGGCUGAUGCCAUCUGCUUAACGUGUCGAGCGGUACCACCGUACAGAGAGAAGAUUCCAGGGUUUGGAGAAGCCCCAGUUUUAAUGGCGUAAAUCUUGGUGCGGUUCUCCCUGGACAAUGGGCCUCGCAAUCUAGGGUUUCUUUCGAGAUUUUUUUGAGUUGGUGAUUUCGGGAUCGCGGCCAGGGGCUCGGGUUCUGGUUUUUGGGGCUUUUGUGAUGCUUUUGUGAUGGUGUUCUGGUUACGGUGAAUCGGUUUAGGAUUUUCUCUUAGAUAGAGAUAAUCAGUUGUGUUGUCCAUUGGAAGCUUUGGAAUUGGAUUGAUUUGGAGAGAGAGAGAGAGGCGGCUUUCUCCUUGAUGAAACACUGAAUCGAGUCUUUGAGAGAAAGAGGCGGCUUUCUCCUUGAUGAAUCACUGAAUUGAGUAUUUGAGGUGGAACCUAUUUGCAUUUAUUGUUGCCCUUUGAAUUCGGGGGUUCAAUCGUGUGUAUUUUAUUAGAAUAGGCUAAUGUGAAUUAUUUUCGAAUAAAUGUUGGAUUCUGGUUCUGUUUAGGGAAAAUAUGAGUUUUGAUCGGUCGAUUUUAUUGGGAUUGCCUUAAUCUUUCAGUUUUCUGGAAAAUAAUUGAUCAGGGUUGCAUAAUUACUCUUGAUUAAGAGUUCUUAUCAGGGGAUCCGAUUGAAUGGUGUCAGUGCCACAGUAUUUUCGAAGGAUAUCUAAAAUUGAUCGCAUUAGGGUUUGGAGUGGUGACUUUGAUAGGUGACAAAGGUGCCUAUUUUCUGCAGUAAAACGAUUAAAUUCUGUUCGAGCUUGGGUUUGGUCGAUGUAUUCUGUUAGUUGCUAAGGUGCCUAUCACUUACUGAUUAAGGUCUCUACUUGCUUGUAUACAGAUCAAAAUUUUGAUCUAAACCCAGGAUAUUAAUUAGUGGGUAAGGUGCCCAUCUUCUUGGGUUCAGAGUGAACUAGGAUUUUGUGGUUACUUCUAUUGGAUCAAGCUUGGAUUGAGUUGGAUCAUGGAGCAUUUCAUUGGGGGAAAGUUCAAACUUGGGCGGAAGAUCGGGAGCGGUUCAUUUGGUGAGCUUUAUCAUGGUAUUAAUGUACAAACUGGAGAGGAAGUGGCAGUUAAGCUGGAGUCUGUGAAGACUAAGCAUCCCCAGCUUCACUAUGAAUCUAAACUAUAUAUUCUUUUUCAAGGAGGCACGGGAAUCCCCAAUCUGAAGUGGUUCAGUGUGGAGGGUGACUAUAAUGUCAUGGCUAUUGACCUUCUUGGACCCAGUUUGGAAGACUUAUUCAACUAUUGCAAUCGCAAAUUUUCACUGAAAACUGUCUUAAUGCUUGCGGAUCAGUUGAUUAACCGGGUUGAGUAUGUUCACUCCAAAGGCUUCCUUCAUCGUGAUAUAAAGCCAGACAACUUUCUUAUGGGUUUAGGGAGGAAAGCGAAUCAGGUGUAUGUUAUAGACUUUGGCCUUGCAAAGAAAUACAGGGACCUUACCACUUACAAGCACAUACCAUACAGGGAAAACAAGAAUCUCACUGGAACUGCUCGAUAUGCAAGUGUUAACACUCACCUUGGAGUAGAACAAAGUAGGAGGGAUGACAUGGAGUCCCUUGGUUAUGUCCUCAUGUAUUUCUUGAGGGGCAGCCUCCCCUGGCAGGGUCUGAAAGCUGGUACGAAAAAGCAAAAAUAUGACAAAAUCAGCGAAAAGAAAAUGCUAACCCCAAUAGAGGUGCUCUGCAAGUCCCACCCAUCAGAAUUUAUAUCAUAUUUCCACUACUGUCGCUCCUUGCGGUUUGAAGACAAACCAGAUUACUCAUAUUUGAAGAGGCUUUUCCGGGAUCUCUUUAUUCGAGAAGGUUGUCAGUUUGAUUAUGUGUUUGAUUGGACAAUAUUGAAAUACCCCCAAAUUAGCUCGAGCUCGAGGACUCGUCAGCCUGGACUUGCCAGUGGGAAACCAGGAGUGGGCCCCUCAACAGAAAGGCCAGAAAGAAUUUCAGUGGGACAGGAGCUUAGGGAGAGAUUCUCGGGUGCUGUUGAGGCUUUUACUCGCAGAAACGGUUCAGGCUCUGGUGCGCAUGGUGAUCACUCCAAACAUAAGGCAUUGGAGAGUGAUAGUAUUGCAACGGAUGUUGCAGAUAGGAGCCGCCCUUCUUCAUCAAGGAAUGGCAGCACGUCGAAGCGUGCCGUGGCCUCUGCCGGCAGGCCAAGUUCCUCUGGGGAGGCCGUUGUAGACCAGUCUCUUGGCAGGACAUCACGCCUCAUCUCAGGAAGCAGCCGCCCCUCAGGCAGCCAUGGCCAUAGCAGGCCCCUCCCUGGAUUUGAUCCGAAGCCCUCAUCUCUAUCUAGAAACGCUCUUGGGAGAACCUCUCGCAGUGAUGACCCUGUUCGGAGCCUCGAGCUUCUGUCAGUGGGCACGGACAAGAAGAAAUAAAGAGGAGAGGGUGAUAGAUUUCAAUGUGGUAAACCAUUCUCUCUCUCUGCAGGGGGGCUAAUAGCCCUUGUGAUUUCCUGUCUAUACGGCCUUUAUUUCCCUCAUGGUAAUGUGUAAAUGCAAAUUCCAUUGGAGGUCUCUCUCUCUCUCAUUGCAUCUUGGCCAAAGGCUCUCUCUCUCUCUCAUUGCAUCUUGUCCAAGGGCCCAAGGAGCUGGUAUCAUGUCGUAGGCUGACUGGAAUUAUAUAAUUUUUCUUUUUACCUUUUUAUUAUUUUUUCCAAAUAUAAAGGGGGAAUUGUUGAUAUAUGGGACUUUAUGGUGUUGUAGAAGGCUGGACUUUCAUUAUCAAUAUUCUUUUUACUUUGAUGAGGAUGAUGCUAUUGUUAUUACUAUUACAGAAUCAUGGACAUGCUUUUUUUCUUUA
Messenger RNA from Amborella trichopoda, 2906 nucleotides. RefSeq names its product casein kinase 1-like protein 10. Gene Ontology annotation, biological process: protein phosphorylation. Gene Ontology annotation, molecular function: protein kinase activity; ATP binding. Lineage: Eukaryota; Viridiplantae; Streptophyta; Magnoliopsida; Amborellales; Amborellaceae. The record is from RefSeq and is a predicted model, not a curated record.